Messenger RNA from Tripterygium wilfordii, 698 nucleotides. RefSeq lists its product as uncharacterized. NCBI's taxonomy places the organism in Eukaryota, Viridiplantae, Streptophyta, Magnoliopsida, Celastrales, Celastraceae. The coding region runs from base 77 to 568 and encodes 163 amino acids. The transcript has 2 exons. The record is from RefSeq and is a predicted model, not a curated record.
UCAUUUUCGUUACUCAGGGUUUGAGUCUUUUCCGCUUCCUGAAAUUUUCUUUUACUUUUCUCUCGAAGAUUCAUCAAUGGCGCAAGAGGAGGUUAAGAACGGAGGCUCUGAGAAGGCAGCAGCGGCUGUGGCAUUCACUACGUUGAAGCCGCAGUUGCUGGUGGAAGCACCCAAGGCGAACGACGCUGUUCUGUUCUACAAAGCUGCUUUUGGUGUGGUGGAGCUGGACCGCACUUCCCAGUCGAAGCGCAAGGCUGAGCAGGAGCUCCCUCUCAUCCUGUCGGCCCAGCUCCAGCUCGCCGGCUCCACCUUCGUCGUCUCUGACGUUGAUGCGGACUCUGAUGCUACGCUGAAGACUGGGGGAUCUGGAUGUGUGCUAUGCCUGGAGACUGAAGAUGUGGAAGCUGCCAUCGCCAAGGCCGUUGCCGCCGGAGCUGUUGCAGAGGGGGGUAUUGCGGACGGUCAAGACGCGUGCUGUGGUGGACGCGUGGGAAAGGUGAAGGAUCCUUAUGGCUUCGUUUGGCUCAUUUGCUCGUCUACCAAGAAGUGUGCUACUGUAGAAGCAUAGGUAUCGUUUGAUUGAUCAAUCCUGACCCCUGAUAUAUAUUUUGAAUGGGUUAGUGCCUUAAUGGUGAGUCAUCUGGCAAGAAAAGAAAGUUCUCUAGCUGUGUUUUUUUUUUUUUUUUUUUAAGAAAUUU